UUAUUAAAAUAUUUUCAGGUUAUGGCAACAUCGCGCCCAGGACUUCGUCCGGCAAAAUUGCCACCAUCUUCUACGCCAUCGUUGGAAUUCCUCUCAUGCUUCUUUACCUCACAAAUAUAGGUGACAUAUUGGCAAAAGCCUUUAGAUAUUUGUACAGCAGGGCCUGCGCUUGCACAGGUGAUGGAGCAGGAAAUCUCGGAAGUGAAUCUCGCCGAAGACGCCAUAUGGCGGAAAAUUAUCGAGUGCAACGUAUAGUUGGAAACGCUUCAUCUUCAGCUAGGUAUGGUCUGGAAAUGGACGAGAAAUUCCAUCUCAGUGUUCCACCACCUCCUCCACCACCUUUGUCGCAUAUCACCGAAGAUGAGGUGCGUAUCGAGCCAAUACCGGAAGACCUUUACCGGGAAGAUGAGUACAGCGGCAAAACAAGAGUCUCUGUCCCAAUUACUCUUUGCAUGGUCAUUUUGGUUGGCUAUAUAUCCGGAGGAGCGGUUCUUUUCUCCCUUUGGGAGGGCUGGGACUUUCUGGAUGGCUCUUACUUCUGUUUUGUUACUCUUAGCACCAUAGGAUUUGGAGAUUUAGUACCAGGAGACUCGGUGAUAUCAGAAAGUGGAUCCCAAGAAAAACUGGUCAUGUGUUCCCUUUACCUUCUUUUCGGAAUGGCUUUGAUCGCCAUGUGCUUCAACCUGAUGCAAGAAGAAGUUAUUCACAAAGUGAGAAGUUGCGGCAGACGAAUUGGGAUCAUCAAAGACCAAGAAGAUGAUGACGAUAUGGGAUGAAACCUUUUUCUUUUGAUCAGUUCUAUGUUUCAAAUAACCCAGGAUGCCUUCGAGUUUUUGAAUAGAAUGCACCAAAGGGGUAGUGGAUUUUCUGAUUGAAUAAUCAGUAAUCAAGUACCCUGGAGCUGUUACUUUGGCGCUCUUCGAGUUUGGGUCUUAAGUUACUGUCCACUGCUCCUUAGGUUGAAGAAGAGCAUUUCUACGCUAAGAGAAGGAUGGUAAAUGAAUUAUUUCAAUAAAAAUAUCCAAACAAAGGCAAAAAGAAGAGGAAAGCAAAUGGAUUUGAGAAGAAACACUGAUGUGUUGAUAGUUACCUGAUGUAACAGCAAGACGGACUAUACUUUCAGAUCGAUUUGCUGCAUCAGACGAACUUCAUCAAAGAUCUGAAGGGCGUUCAAGAACCAUCCAGUAUAAGGCGUCAUUCAUACUGCAUUAUAGAUCAUCAAUUACACUACAAUUUUUAUCUCAAAUUAUUAUUUUGGAAAUACGGGUUAAUUGUGCCACUUUUAUUCCCUACAAGAUUUUAACUCACGCACGAUUUUCAUUUGUUAAUCUUCUUCAUAUCUGUGCCGUACGCUGAGUAAGGGCAUUGGUAAUGAAUUUCAAGUUAAGGAAUUAAAAAUAUUUAUUAUUUCCAUUGCAUACAUUAAAUCACUUUGAAACUGAAAUGUCACUCUAUAUGUAACUGAACGCCAUUUGGACAAAAAUAAUGAUUCAUUAGUAUAUAUAUUUUUUAUUACUUUUCAGUUUUUUGUUGACUGCCUAUUUAAAUAUCCUGAGAAUUCUGUAUAUAACGUAAUAAUCAUAUGCUUCUGUAAAAAGUAUUCGAUAUUCGUAUGGUCACUUAUUUAGACUUGAUCUUUAUGAAUUAAAAAAGGUAUUAUAAAACACUUUUAAAAGAAGAGAGACACAUUUGUAAAUUCUAAUAAAAUGUAUGUUAUUACGUGAACUGUGGACGAAUAAAUAUUAUGAAA
Messenger RNA from Stegodyphus dumicola, 1750 nucleotides. RefSeq names its product potassium channel subfamily K member 15-like. The record is from RefSeq and is a predicted model, not a curated record. NCBI's taxonomy places the organism in Eukaryota, Metazoa, Arthropoda, Arachnida, Araneae, Eresidae. Gene Ontology annotation, biological process: stabilization of membrane potential; potassium ion transmembrane transport. Gene Ontology annotation, molecular function: potassium ion leak channel activity; outward rectifier potassium channel activity. Gene Ontology annotation, cellular component: plasma membrane.